Messenger RNA from Ziziphus jujuba (common jujube), 642 nucleotides. RefSeq names its product acetyltransferase At1g77540. The record is from RefSeq and is a predicted model, not a curated record. NCBI's taxonomy places the organism in Eukaryota, Viridiplantae, Streptophyta, Magnoliopsida, Rosales, Rhamnaceae. Bases 137 to 487 code for a protein of 116 amino acids. The transcript is spliced from 2 exons.
UUUAUAACCAAACCACGUUUUGGGGGUAGACUUUAGAGUUAAAAGAGGGGACCGAGCCUCUUUCAUUUGCACCCUCAACUUUUAAUAGAAAAACUUCAUCAACGGAUAAACGCGACUACCACGACACAUAAUAGAGAUGGCAACGGCGAGCUUAGGAGGAGGGGCAGCGAAGGAGGGUGGUCCAACGAUAGUUUGGAAUGAGGAGCAGAACAAGUUCGAGACAGAGGACAAGAAAGCUUAUAUACAGUAUGUGCUUCGUGAAAAUGAAAAUGGCAGCAAAGUCUUAGAUUUGGUCCAUACCUUCGUUCCUUCCUCCAAGAGAGGCUUGGGUUUGGCUUCUCACCUCUGCGUUGCCGCUUUUAACCACGCCAAAUCCAAUUCCCUUUCUGUCAUUCCCACCUGCUCUUAUGUCUCUGACACUUUUUUACCGCGGAACCCAUCUUGGAAUUCUCUUCUAUAUUCGGGGGAUAUCAAGUCUAAUAUAUGAAUAAAAGAGAUGACCUAAAAAGUUGUUUUAAAAGUUUCGUGCGGUGGAAAUUGCUAAAAAGCCUUGUAAGUGAUUAUACUACUUGCAUGUACUCCCGAUUCCAAUGCUGAAUCUGCUUUGCUUUCAGCCAAUGUAAAUAUAUGAAAUAUUCCUUA